Kwoniella mangroviensis CBS 8507 is the source of this 759-nucleotide messenger RNA. RefSeq lists its product as uncharacterized. The coding region runs from base 1 to 759 and encodes 252 amino acids. The record is from RefSeq and is a predicted model, not a curated record. Gene Ontology annotation, biological process: regulation of transcription by RNA polymerase II. NCBI's taxonomy places the organism in Eukaryota, Fungi, Basidiomycota, Tremellomycetes, Tremellales, Cryptococcaceae. Gene Ontology annotation, cellular component: nucleus. The transcript has 6 exons.
AUGUUGAGAGAUGUGCUUGACAUGAAGCUCGUAGUUAAAGUGUUUUACGCUCAUCCUGACAUAUCGAAGGACAAGAUCAACAAGAAGAGAUUUGUACUUGCCAAUAGACUGAAUGAUGAUGAUUACAGCUUCAUCCAGCAUCUUGAAAAGGUCCUAAAGUUCAUCAAACAAGCAACGGACUACUUCCAGAGAGAGACCGGCCAGGGGGAGCAUCCUGUGACUGUUGCAAUGGUUAUCCCUUAUAUUGAUCAAGUCACUUCCCUUCUCGACACCUUAAUCGCCGACGAUACCGCCCCAAUAGUUGUCAGAACGGGUGCUUGCAUUGCUAGCAAUCUGAUGAGUAGCUACUACUCCAAGACGGAUCAAAGUUUGAUCUACCGGCUCGCCAUAUUGCUCCAUCCCUCCAUGAGGAUGAAACACUUGAAAGACCAGAAAUGGCUACAGUCCUGGCAAGAUCAAGCUGAGAAGCUUUUGCGAGAUGUUUAUGCCACCUACGAGUCUGACGAUCAGGGUCCAAUCGCGGCUUCCUCGCCUGCAGAGUACUGGGGACCAACACUGAGUGUUCCGGAUGAUGAAGAUCAAUCGCAGGAAGAUCCGGUAGGCCAAUUCAUCAACGGCAGUCGUUCCACGGGCAAAAAUCGUGCAUUUGUAGAUCCUCUUCACUUCUGGCACUGUAAGAUGGAGGACAACUACGCCAACCUCAGACGCCUUGCUUUGGAUGUGAUUUCGACUCCUGACGUAGCCGGUCGUAACCACUGA